AUGGCGCUAAUCCUAAAAUCCUCUCAGGAAUUCCUCGCACAAUCUGAGGGAAUCCCAGACACCUCUUACGUUACUCUGCGCAUUUUUGUUCUAAACGCCUUCACUAACGCUCAUAUUCCACCUACAGAUUUUCUUAACCUGGACAAGGAACAGAAGCCAACCGAGUCUAGGAUCGAGAGACCGAGGCCGAGUCUGGGAUCGAGAGACGAGACCGAGUCUGGAUCGAGAGACCGAGACGAGUCUGGGAUCGAGAGACCGAGACGAGUCUGGGAUCGAGAGACCGAGAGUCUGGAUCCGAGAGACCGAGUCCGAGACCGAGUCUGGGAUCGAGAGACCGAGUCCGAGACCGAGUCUGGGAUCGAGAGACCGAGUCCGAGACCGAGUCUGGGAUCGAGAGACCGAGUCCGAGACCGAGUCUGGGAUCGAGAGACCGAGUCCGAGACCGAGUCUGGGAUCGAGAGACCGAUCGGAUCGAGAGACCGAGACCGAGACCGAGUCUGGAUCGAGAGACCGAGACCGAGUCCCGAGACCGAGUCUGGGAUCGAUCUGGGAUCGAGAGACGAGACCGAGUCUGGGAUCGAGAGACCGAAGAUCGAGAGACCGAGUCCGAGUCUGGGAUCGAGAGACCGAGAGACCGAGUCUGGGAUCGAGAGGACCGAGACGAGUCUGGGAUCGAGAGACCGAGACCGAGUCUGGGAUCGAGAGACCGAGACCGAGACCGAGUCUGGGAUCGAGAGACCGAGUCCGAGACCGAUCUGGGAUCGAGAGACCGAGUCUGGGAUCGAGAGACCGAGUCCGAGACCGAGUCUGGGAUCGAGAGACCGAGUCCGAGAGACCGAGAGAAGUCUGGAUCGAGAGACCGAGUCGAGACCGAGUCUGGGAUCGAGAGACCGAGUCCGAGACGAGUCUGGGAUCGAGAGACCGAGUCCGAGACCGAGUCUGGGAUCGAGAGACCGAGUCCGAGACCGAGUCUGGGAUCGAGAGACCGAGUCCGAGACCGAGUCUGGGAUCGAGAGACCGAGACCGAGUCUGGAUCGAGAGACCGAGACCGAGACCAAAUCUAGGAUCGAGAGACCGAGUCCGAGACCAAAUCUAGAUCAGAGACCGAGUCUAGGAUCGAGAGACCGAGACAGAGAGAAUCGCAAACAGACCGCAAUGGCCAAGCAGUCUCCCGUGCAUGCGUCGGGAUCGGUUUCCUCCCUCCAGCGAUCACGUUCACAUUUCGCAAUCGAUCCCCGGAGCCUUGGCCAUGCGAGGUGUCGUCCGGCCCCUGAGGUUCCGAGACGAAAUGAACCUUGGCCUCGGUCAACAGUUUUGAAGGUAACCUAA
This is a messenger RNA of Penaeus vannamei (Pacific white shrimp), 1329 nucleotides long. The record is from RefSeq and is a predicted model, not a curated record. NCBI's taxonomy places the organism in Eukaryota, Metazoa, Arthropoda, Malacostraca, Decapoda, Penaeidae.